AUGUUCUUCCAACCGAUACCAACUGAAGAUAAAAUCACUUUCACGAAUAAAGAAGGUAAACACGAAACUGGCACCAAAAUCAGGUUAAGAAAUGGUUUCUGUCACGAAGUUUUAACAUCGGUUGAUAUUCAAGAAAUAGUUAAAGCCGGUGGACGAAUUAUUAGAAUAUUAGAAAAUUUUAAAACUCCACCAUAUAGAGAUUAUAUUUUAAUUUUAAGAGAUCUUAGAAAUAAAUAUAAACGAGAAGGUAAUAUUGUGGGUAGUAAUUGCAUGAAAUUAUUAGGUAAUUCCCUGUAUGGUAAAUCAAUUGAGAAAGAUAUAUUCACAACUAAACAUUUAUGGAAUGAAGCAACUUUACAGGCUAACUUUGAUUCACAUAUCAAAACCUAUGAGAAAAUUAAUGAUAGUCAAUAUAUUGUUGAAACAGAAAUUGAAGAAAAAGAGAUUACUGCUGAAGAUAUGGAUAAAACAAGUCAGUUACAAAAUUUAAUAUCUAAAUUAGACGAUAAGAUUACGAAGGUAAAAAUAGACGUCCAACGUUUAAUAGACAACCCAAAUGUAAACGAGGGUAGAUUGAAACGAAAACUAACCGCUUUGGAAAGAAAACUUGGCGAAUUGCUAGCAGAACUAGACAAGACCGCGGACAAAACCGAGUUACAAAAUUCGAUAUCCAAUUUGAACGAAAAGAUCGCGAAGCAAAAAUCAGAUGUUCAAGAUAUAAUUAACACCCUUCCCAUUGACAAAGAUACGUUGAAACGACAAUUGACUGCUUUGGAUACUAAAAUCACGGACGAAUUAGAAAAAGAAGUGGGUGUGAUUAAAAACUUUCUUCAAAAUAAAUUUCGAGAUGAUAUGAAAAAUUAUAUUAAAGAACAGGUCAAUCUUUUGGUAUCUAGAAUUCAUGACGAUUUUUUGAGACAAGAGAAAAAGUUGAGCAAAUUAGAAGCUAUUGUCACGGACAAAUCGUAUUAUUUCAAUCUUCCAUUCGAAAGUGACACUGUCUUCAAUAGAAAAGACCAAAUUUAUAAAUCAAACAAAUACGGAUUCAAAGCAGAAAUAAAAGUGGGUUCUCUCGUAUACGGAGAACCUAAAAACGUAUUCGAUAUCGGCGAAACGGAAGCGUUUACUUUUCGAGGUGGAAAAUACACCUCGAUCGAUGUUCAUAAAAGUCAACAAGAAAGAGAGUUUAUAGUACAUUUAUCUUUUGCCGAAGGUUCCGACUCCAUCUUUGAAGGUGGUGGUUUUAUUUCUAGAGCCAAGAUAAACAUCGAAAAAGAAAAAAGAAAAUAUUCCUAUCAUCUUAACCAGGACCAUACGAAAGAAGAAAUGUCGUUAGUACGCGUAAAUGUUUUUACUUUUAAUACCCGCAAAUAUAAUAAUGCCAGGCCAAACAAGCACGCUAUAUACGAUAUCAUUUAUGGUUCCAUUUAUCGGAAAUUCACUUAA
This is a messenger RNA of Lottia gigantea (owl limpet), 1446 nucleotides long. RefSeq lists its product as hypothetical. Gene Ontology annotation, biological process: DNA replication. The record is from RefSeq and is a predicted model, not a curated record. Lineage: Eukaryota; Metazoa; Mollusca; Gastropoda; Lottiidae. The transcript is spliced from 3 exons. Gene Ontology annotation, molecular function: nucleotide binding; DNA binding; DNA-directed DNA polymerase activity. Bases 1 to 1446 code for a protein of 481 amino acids.